This is a messenger RNA of Mucor mucedo, 1381 nucleotides long. RefSeq lists its product as uncharacterized. Lineage: Eukaryota; Fungi; Mucoromycota; Mucoromycetes; Mucorales; Mucoraceae. The transcript has 5 exons. The record is from RefSeq and is a predicted model, not a curated record. Bases 90 to 1253 code for a protein of 387 amino acids.
CAUUCAAACUUGAACACAAGCAGAAAAAAUAAUAAUAUAAAAGGAGCAAGCGCUGAAGACGAAAAAAAAAAUCUGUAUCCUCAUCAAUCAUGUCUUCUCCUAUCUAUACUCAAGAAAAGGCUCCUUUGCUUCCUUUAAACAGCGAAGAAGAAUGUCAAAGAUUAGACUGCUACAAAAACAAGUUGUACAAGCGUAAAUACAAGAAUCAAACUAUCAUGGUGGUCUUGUUCAUUAUUUUCUACUCUUUUUACAAUGGCUAUCACGAAAGCUUGCUCAACAGUGCACGCGGUAACAAGAAUGUAGAGACUUCAGGCACUUACAAUACUAUUAAUUCCGCCCAAGACUUAUCUACCCUUGACACAUUUUCCGGACUCGUUUUUGAAGAUCAGGUGGAUGAAUUGGAAUACUGUAGAGAAAAGCCUCAGAUUCCCUAUAACGGUCCUUCCAUAUUUGAAUUUGACUCUGAAGAUUUCCCAAAAUUGUCAGUUUCAGAAAACACUAAAUAUUAUAGAGGACAGUCAGUCUCCGUCGUUGGCGGUAAAGCUAAUGUUUAUGAAGAUAAGAGUCUCUCUAAAGUUACUGUCGAGUUCAUCUUGAAAUUUAACCGCGAUGAAUUACAAGAUUUGUAUUAUAUUGAAAAAAUUGAGCAUACUGAAAGUGGACUCUAUGAACUUAAACUCAAGAAUAACGAUCAAAGAGUCAGUGGCUGUGUAACUAUCGACAUUAAUGUGGGUGUACCAACCGUUGCUGCUUUGGAUAAUUUCUCCCUUUCUGUACAUAAUGCCAAUGUUAACCUUCGCAAAGGGUUAACAUUUAAAGAGCUUGCUAUUUCCGUCGCAAAUGGUCAUGUCGAAUUCGGAGAGGGUAUCAGUACCGCCAAAACUGGUUUUGCGCUUGCUAAUGGUCAUGUUUCCGGCGUCAUCGAUACUUUAUCCGAUGAGCUUCAUUUAUCUAUGUCAAAUGGACGUGCUGAUGUCAAGAUUAAGGAAAUUGAUACAUCCGUUGAUAUUCCCAUCGUUUUUAAAGCUUCGAAUGGUCACAUUGAUCUUGAAGUCCCCACAACUUUCAAAAGUACAUUUUCCUUAACUGCUAUGAACGGACGCCGCAUUGUCGAAUCCUCUGUUCCGGAGGACAUCCACAGCAAAACUUCUCGAUGGGGACCAACCACAGGAUAUUAUGGAGAUGAUGCUCAAGUCAAGAACUCAAUCUCUUUGACCAGCUAUAACGGAAGAAUCCGAUUAAACUAUGCUUAAAUAAAAGAUAACAUUCAUUUUAAUUUUGCAUACAUAAUGUUUGUUUAAAAGCCUGCUUUGGCAUAUUUUAGACCUUUUGGAAGAUGUAUUUUUUUUUUAUGAAGUUGAUACAAACAAAAAAAAAAAAA